CCUGCCAAAAACGUCAAAACCAAUUGACAAAUGUUAGUUCUUUUCGUCGUUAUUUGUAAAUCCUUUAUUUUGAAGCGAUUAUCAAAUUAAUAUAUAAUUUGAAAAUGCAUUUUUAAUUUUAUAAGUCGAAUUGAAUCCACUCAUUCCUUAGUAUUAUACAUAUAAUCAGUAAAGAUUGAAUUGUCUCCACACACAAACUCAGGAUGGCUGCAGGAACAACCCUUCAAAAAGCUAUAGAAUUGGUGACAAAAGCGACCGAAGAAGAUAGGAAUAAAAAUUAUGAAGAAGCUCUAAGGUUAUAUGAACAUGGGGUUGAGUAUUUCCUUCAUGCAAUUAAAUACGAGGCUCAAGGAGAAAAGGCGAAAGAAAGUAUAAGAGCUAAAUGUACACAAUAUUUGGAAAGAGCCGAAAAGUUGAAAGAGUCUCUGAAAAAGGGACACAGGAAACCAAUUAAGGAUGGGGAAAAUGGAUCUAAAGAUGAUAAGAAAAGUGAUAGUGAUGAAGAAGAUGGAGAGGACCCUGAGAAGAAAAAAUUGGAGGGUAGACUAGAAGGGGCUAUAGUUGUUGAAAAACCAAAUGUUAAGUGGUCUGAUGUGGCUGGACUAGAUGCUGCUAAGGAGGCGUUGAAGGAAGCUGUCAUCCUGCCUAUCAAAUUUCCCCAUUUAUUCAGUGGUAAAAGAGCACCAUGGAAGGGUAUUCUUUUGUUCGGGCCCCCUGGUACUGGUAAAUCUUACUUGGCCAAGGCUGUAGCAACCGAAGCCAAUAACUCCACCUUCUUCUCCGUAUCGUCAUCGGAUCUAGUAUCAAAAUGGCUGGGUGAAUCAGAGAAGUUAGUAAAAAGCCUUUUCGAAAUGGCCAGAUCACAUAAACCCAGUAUAAUCUUCAUAGACGAAAUUGACUCAUUGUGUUCGUCUAGAUCGGACAACGAAUCGGAAUCUGCUCGUAGGAUAAAGACAGAGUUCCUCAUCCAAAUGCAGGGUGUUGGGCAUGACACGGAUGGUAUUUUAGUUUUGGGAGCCACCAAUAUACCGUGGGUACUGGAUUCUGCCAUCCGUAGGAGAUUUGAGAGAAGAAUCUACAUACCUCUGCCUGAAGAACAUGCCCGUGUCACCAUGUUCAAGAUUCACUUGGGAAACACACAAACUACCUUGUCCGAAGAAGAUAUAAAAGAAUUAGGUCGAAGGACUGAAGGAUAUUCGGGAGCUGAUAUCAGCAUUGUAGUAAAAGAUGCCCUGAUGCAGCCUGUGCGUAAAGUACAAACUGCUACCCAUUUCAAGAAAGUCAGAGGACCUAGCCCUAAGGACCCCAAUUUAAUGGUUGACGAUUUGAUGACCCCUUGUUCACCUGGGGAUCCGGGAGCUAUUGAAAUGUCUUGGUCAGAGUUGGAAGGAGAUAAAUUAGCCGAACCGCCUGUUACUAUGGGUGAUAUACUCAAAUCUUUGGCCACCUCUAAGCCAACUGUCAAUGAAGAGGACCUAGUAAGGCUUCAGAAAUUCACCGCCGACUUUGGUCAAGAAGGAUAGGAAGUUUGAUCACACUUAUACGUUUUUAGGAUAAUAAAAUAUAUUGCGAAUAUAGUUAUUUCCGAAGUCCAAUUGAAGUAUAUAUUUCAGUGAAUUAUAAAUAAUUCUCAAACAUUAUUUCCUAAGUGUUGCUUUAUUUUCUUAAUAAAUAUUUGCUCUAA
Molecule: messenger RNA, 1684 nt
Organism: Harmonia axyridis
Lineage: Eukaryota; Metazoa; Arthropoda; Insecta; Coleoptera; Coccinellidae
Gene: Vps4
Product: vacuolar protein sorting-associated protein 4
Exons: 7
Coding region: 204-1523 (439 amino acids)
Biological process (GO): vacuole organization; endosomal transport
Molecular function (GO): ATP hydrolysis activity; ATP binding
Source: RefSeq, a predicted model, not a curated record